ACAGUUCUCUCCUGUGUCUGCAGUGCUUCAGUUUCUGAUACAGCUCUCUACUAUGCAUGCUUGUAUUUAUUUAUUCUUUGGAAGAGUUUUAUUUGCAGAGAUUUCCUCCAGUCACUCACCUCUCCUAUUUUGACAUAGUAAGCAUAAAAUAAUAUGAACAGGUCUUCUAAAGAGAAUGGUGAACAUUUAUUGACAGUAAAAAAAAAAAACAAAAAAAAAAAAAACAAAAAACAAAACAAACAAAAAAAAACCAACCAAAACAAACUAACUGAAGUCAAACUGUUCCUAUGAUUGCUACUGCACCCCGAAAAGGCAUGCCUUUGCUUCCAGAGGUUGAAGAGUCAGUCUCUUCGGGGCUUUUUGCUGGGGCUGGCCUCCUGCCUGUCCAUAUUGCAAUUUCUUAGUUGGCUCAUCUGAUUAUCUGUGAUGCAUUAAGGCUAGUCCAAUUUGUACAAGUAGGUAGGUAAGGGGGAACACACGUGUAGCAUAAAUACUGCUGUCAUGGCACUUUGUCCCAUGGCCUUUGUUUUCUGACCAAUUCCCAGGGGAGUUGGACACUAAUAUUGUUGAAGGCAGCUGUUUUGGGUGAAGGUUUCUGGAAGGCAGCCACAUGCUGGCCUGGUAGAUUGAAGACUCAUGGCCCUUUCAAUCAGUCAUACAUUGGACACUGGAAUUGCUUGUGGCUUGUUGCUGGGGUCCAUGCAGUUAAGAGCUACAGAACUGUUCAGAGCAGCAUUCAGAAGAACCAACAGCCUAUAAUGAGUAUCAUUCAACUUCAAGUGGUACAUCCUCGUUUAAGCCCAGCCGAUCACUGCUUUCUAUUCCUACUGCCCAUGUGAUGCCGUCUAAUGCCAGUUCUUCACUUUCCAAACACAGGGAAGCUUUCAAGUCUGAUGGCUCAAAGUGGAAUACAAGCUUUGUACGGUCAGGAGGAGGCAGAAAUCAGGGUGCCCUGGACAAUUCUCUAGACAUGAAAGAUGCAAGACCUGUAAGAAAAUGGUCCUCCUUGUCUAAACUCAGCUCACCAAAUACCUUCAGCCAAGAUGGUAGUAGUCAUUCAGUGGAUUCCAGGGCUAGUACAGACAAAGCGGUGUCGCCACAACUAAGGACAAAUGGGCCAAGUUGUUUGCAUGAUAGCAUGGAGUUGCUAAAAAUUGAGGACAAAGAAGUGGGGAAAAAACGAUCUUCUCUACUGGACUGCAAAUACAAAUUUGAAACAUGCAGCAAAGAUGAUUUUGUUUCAGAUUCCUCAAGUAGGAGACAUGCCUUAGACUUGACCUACAGUGCCUUACCUGAAAGUAAACCUACGGCAGCCAGUUGUGAAGCUUUCGGACAGAGAUACACCACUCUGGGACAACAGGCUGUGAGUGGAGCUCCCAUACAGCCAGCAGUGAGGACUCAAAUGUGGCUUAAAGAACAGUUACGUGCAAAUCCCCUGGACUGCAGGACUGCUGAGGAGCCCUACGGCGUAGCUGCAUGGCAUGUGCAGCAUGAAGAUUUUAGAACAGGAGGUGAACAGCCUCCGGUGCAGGUUCCGACCGGAACGUCUCGUCAAAGUUACCCAGCUACCAGCUAUCAGGACUUCAGCAACUGGGAAUCUCUAAUGAAAAUUAAAGAGGGGCUGCUAAGACAGAAAGAGAUUGUGAUCGAUCGGCAAAAGCAGCAAAUUAACAACUUACAUCAGAAAAUAAGGGAGAAUGAAUUACGAGCUCAACAUGCAAGACUGAGCCAUCUUGUGAACUGUGAAGAACCUUACAUGACUAAUUUGCAGCAACCACAGUAUGAGAGCAUACCACUCCAACCUCACGUUUCAGAAAGAUCAACAUCUCACCUUGAAGAGCUUGAGCGAAAGAUUGCAGCAGCUGAGAAUAAGGAAUUACAACUCAGUGAAUUUGUAAAACAAAUUUCAAACAAAUCUAGUGAGGAGAAAAAGAAGAUGGAGGAGAAACUUAAAACUAGAGACCGAUAUAUUAAUAGCCUGAAAAAGAAAUGCCAGAAAGAGUCUGAGCAAAACAAAGAAAAACAAAGACGAAUUGAAACCUUAGAAAAAUACCUGGCUGACCUACCAACGCUGGAUGAUAUAGAAGGGCAGACGAAACAGCUGCAAAUUCUAGAAGAGAAGAACAAGCAACUUCAGGAAGCUAUGACUGAGUUAGAAAAGAAGCUUGGAGAGGCCCGAUCGCAGUGCAGAGAGAGGGAAUUGCAACUGGUGUGUCAGAAGAAAAAAGAAAAAGAGCUGGUCACGACAGUACAGAGUUUACAACAGAAAGUAGAAAAAUGCCUGGAAGAUGGUAUUCGCCUUCCCAUGUUGGACACAAAACAGCUUCAGAGUGAGAAUGAAUGUCUCAGAGAAAAGAAUGAGAAAGCCAGUAAGGUUAUAGACAAUCAACAAAAUCAGAUAGCUGGACUGAUUUUGGACAUGCAGUCUAUGCAAGAGAAGCUUUUGCAAGAGAAGCUGAUAGUUCAGAAGAUGACAAAUGAGCUUGAAGAAAAAGAAAGGAAUAUAGAGCAGUUAAAUCAAACUCUCUCUGAAAACCAAAGACUGAUGGAAGAGAAUGCCUGCCUGAAGCAGCAGAUGCAGCAGGUGGAGCAGUCCAGGCAGCCAGUAUCUGAGAAGAUGCCAGUAGCAGACCAGUUGUUCAAGGAAAUGUCCCAUUGCUUGUUUGACUUGAAAGCACUGUGCAGUAUUCUUACCCAGAGAGCUCAGGGCAAGGAGCCUAACCUUUCCUUACUGCUGGGAAUCAGAUCACUGAGCUGUUCAGCUGAAGAGAAUGAAAAUUACCACAGCACAGAAACCCUUUCGAAGAAGCUCUUGGACGUUUGUCAGUUACGAAAGGAUAUUGAUGAAUUAAGGACUAUAAUGUCGGACCGUUACGCUCAGGACAUGGGGGACAAUUGCAUCACUCAAUGACAGCAUUUCAUCUAGUAGCAAAUGACUUAUUAAAUGCUGCUGUGUCACAGGUCUUUGCAUUUCUAUUGAGGAGCCAUAUUGGAAGACUGCAAACAGCGCCGCACACGUGUGUGUUUGAGGUUUGUGCAUUAUUAAUCUCGGGGGUCUGGUGGGGAGGGGAGAGUCAUAGUUUGAGUGGAGUGGUACAAACUACAGGAAAUCUUUUCUCCAAACUACUGAAUGUAGGAACAAGCUGUGAAGAACGAUUCAGUUGGAUACUCUGUUUCCUUCAUUAGGGCUCAUUUUAUCACUUCACCUAGUUUCUGGAAUCUGAGCAUCAAAACAGCCGUGCUGCUGCUACUCUCAGCCCUCUCCUCCAUCAAGGGUUUGUACGGCAUUAUCUGUGCUCUAAAAUUAGAGCAGGGAGUCGAAGGACCUGUAGUUGUAUGUGGUGAAGCCAGAGGCUUCUGCCACUGCACUUCACUCUAGGAAUUGCAAUUAGAACAAUCUUGGAGCGCUACAAAAAGUAGUUGCUCUUUAAGUUGCCUAAAAAAUUUGAUGUAAGAAAGAUGUUGGUUUUAGUAAUGGAUGUCUAGCUUGCUUGCCUAAUAACAGAAGAAAACAGAGUUUUAACUCCUUUAUGCAGAUGAAGUUCAUAAAAUAUAGCACUAUAAAUUGCUGUAGGCAUUCUAUGUUGCUGUAAGAAGUUUCAGUAACAUGAAGUCUGUGACAAACCCAGAGAAGCUGGAAGGCAUGAAACUGCAGCAUAGUACAUGGCUGUCAGAGAAAACAAACAAACAAACAAACAAACAAAAAAACAACAUAAAAAACCCCCACCUGUAUUUUAGUGUUUGUACCAUACUUACUUUUCCCUUAGGUCAUCUCCAUUUUUAAAAUGUGGCUCGUCUAUGUUCCUUCCCUGAAGGCCUCUGAUGAGGUUGUGAACCACCUCAACCAUUUUUUACCACAGCUGCAAAACGGGUGUUUGGCACUUGGCAAAAUCAGGGCUCAGAACAGAAUGUUUCCAAUUAGCAGUAUUAAGUACUCGGUUAUCUGAGGACUGCAAAAUUUUCCACAUUGUUUGGGAAUUCUUGAUUUCUCUAUCUAGGAAGCAAUUGCAUUAAAAGAAUUAAAAGGUCAUGUUCCAUAGUUUAUUCAGUGAGUGUCACUUGGCAGUGCUGUUUCACUCCUGUGGGACAGAUGACGUAUUAAUACUUCUAAUUUUUCCUGGAACAUUACUGAAAGUUAGCUGCACAGUUAUGCAUAGUGUAAAAUAGUAUUUAAGUGAAGGAAACAAAAACUUGAAAAGAGCAAAACCACUCUCAGAUGAUACUGUUAAGAAAAUACAUGAGCAUCAGUUACGUAUAUGGUAUUAAAAGAAAGUUUCAAGUGACUAAGGUGCAAGUCAGUCAACUGACCUGUAGUGUCGAUAACAGCAGAUAUCUCUUAGAAAGCUUAGCAGUUAGAACCAAGUAAAUUCUAGGGUGAUAUUUUCAUGGCAAAAGUGUUAGUAUCUUCAGUUUUCUGAUUAUAUUUAUGUUAAUAGCAAGAAGUGCUAUAGCAAUAUAGGCUGGUUACCAGUUUUAACUUGGUGAUGUUUUGCUUUCUGUUUGUUGUUAAAUAGUUGCCAUUAAUGUUGUUUUUUUAAUUUAGUGAUUUAUUUUUUUUUAGCUAUAUGGACUUAUUUAUUUGACAGUUUUCUCUAUCCUGAAACUACACAUGGACUAAUUUGUGAAAAAUAGUGUUGCUAUUUAUAUUAUUGCUACAUAGUGUUUUCAGCUAGAUCAAUCUGACUGGUUCAGCUCCUGUGAGCACUAAAACAGUGUCUAGAUGAAAUCUCAAGUGAAGUUGCCUAGUGUCUCUAUUUCAAGGUAAAAAGCAAGGCCGUUUUAUUUUAAAUUUCUGUGCUCUUUCUGUAGAUUUGAAGGUGUACUUUUAUGCUAGUGCAAAACUGAAAACAAGGAUCUCUGCACAAAUGGGCUUGCACAGUUGCCUGUGCCUCUCACAGUAUUGGCUUUUGUGACCAAGGCCUCAGCUCGUUCCUUUGGUGUAGUUCGUUGGUUUUGGCCCUGCAGUGAAGUAACAGUCUCCAAUUUAUGCUUCUGUCUCGUAUCAGAAUUCAACAGUGGUAUUUCAGGAGGAGAGAGGAAACACUUAAGUUGCAUGUUAUUAUUACCUUAGAUGGAAACAUUGUACCUAAUAAAAAAAAAAAAUCACCAAACAACACAUUUUUCUAAAUUUGGUGGAAAUAACAA
Molecule: messenger RNA, 5145 nt
Organism: Tyto alba (common barn owl)
Lineage: Eukaryota; Metazoa; Chordata; Aves; Strigiformes; Tytonidae
Gene: CEP85L
Product: centrosomal protein 85 like
Exons: 12
Coding region: 839-2911 (690 amino acids)
Cellular component (GO): centrosome
Source: RefSeq, a predicted model, not a curated record